AUGGGCGGGGAGGCGGGGAUCCCCCAACGCCUAGGCCAGCCCGCGGCUCUUCUCUGGCUGCUGCUGCUGAACGUGGCCACCCGGGAGCUGCGAGGGUCCCCAGCCACGGCCGCCCCCGGCCCGACUGCAGGCGAUGGGGGAGCGUUGAGGGGCGCCACUCCGACUUGGCGAGCACAGCGGUUGGCUCUGGGAGCUACAGGUGGCAGCAGAGUUUCCACAGUGUGCGGGAAAUCCAAGGUGAUGGGGAGGAUCUAUGGUGGCCGGGACGUGGAGGCUGGCCAGUGGCCGUGGCAGGCCAGCCUGCGGUCCCAGGGCUCGCACAUCUGUGGAGCUGUCCUCAUUAACUCCAGCUGGCUUCUUUCCACUGCCCACUGCUUUCUCAAGAAAUCCAAAGCCCCGGAGAAUUACCGGGUUCUGCUAGGAAGCACCCAGCUGUACCAGCACACCCCUCAGACCCGGGAGGUGUCUGUGAGCCGGAUUAUCACACACCCAGACUUCGAGAAGUUACAUCCCUUUGGGAGUGAUAUUGCCAUGUUGCAGCUGCGCUUUCCUGUGAACUUCACCUCCUACAUCAUCCCUGCCUGCCUCCCUGUCCCUGGCAUGAAGCUCCCCAGUAACUCAUCCUGCUGGAUAACUGGCUGGGGGAUGCUCAACGAGGAAAGUGAGAGGGAGGGUAAGGUGAGCUUCAUUGAGAACAAGUUCUGUAAUAUGUUAUAUGGAUUUGCGAAAGGCAAGAACCUCUCUGUGCAGGAGGACAUGCUGUGUGCUGGGGACUUCUCCACAGGAAAGUCCAUCUGCCAAGGCGAUUCCGGGGGCCCCCUCGUCUGUGACUUCAUCGGUUCCUGGGUUCUUAUGGGGCUGGCCAGCUGGGGUUUUGACUGCCGACACCCCAUCUACCCCAGCAUCUUCACCAAUGUCACCUACUUCACCGACUGGAUCGAAGAGAUCCAGAGACUCACACCCCACCCUGAGCCCACGUCCACUCCUCCACAGACCCAGUUUCCACACCAGUCUCUGCAGGCUGCCACCUCGUCCGUGCUGGGCACAGCCUUUGGGCCUCCACAGACCUGGCCCCUGCUGCUGUUCCUGCUUGGUUCCGCGAGGCAAACCAUGUGGUGA
Messenger RNA from Budorcas taxicolor (takin), 1119 nucleotides. Its product is annotated as putative serine protease 47. Gene Ontology annotation, molecular function: serine-type endopeptidase activity. NCBI's taxonomy places the organism in Eukaryota, Metazoa, Chordata, Mammalia, Artiodactyla, Bovidae. The transcript has 5 exons. The record is from RefSeq and is a predicted model, not a curated record. Bases 1 to 1119 code for a protein of 372 amino acids. Gene Ontology annotation, biological process: proteolysis.